Messenger RNA from Hevea brasiliensis (rubber tree), 1700 nucleotides. RefSeq names its product signal peptide peptidase-like 1. Gene Ontology annotation, biological process: membrane protein proteolysis. The coding region runs from base 345 to 1460 and encodes 371 amino acids. The transcript has 5 exons. The record is from RefSeq and is a predicted model, not a curated record. NCBI's taxonomy places the organism in Eukaryota, Viridiplantae, Streptophyta, Magnoliopsida, Malpighiales, Euphorbiaceae. Gene Ontology annotation, molecular function: aspartic endopeptidase activity, intramembrane cleaving. Gene Ontology annotation, cellular component: Golgi-associated vesicle membrane; lumenal side of endoplasmic reticulum membrane; cytoplasmic side of endoplasmic reticulum membrane.
AGAAAGAGAGACCUCGUUCGUUGAUUCGAGUGAGCCUUUCAAGCGCUUCAAAGUCCAAGAUUGAGAAAUUUGGAGUGGUAACCUGUUGUUUUGUUGCUGACAAAAACAAGGGAAAGCAGAGAAAAGUCAAAAGUUUAAUUCUUUUUUGCUGGUUGUUGGUUUCAUUUUCAAAUGGAAAGUGAGAUAUUGAACUAAAAUAGGGCUUGAUCGUGUAUUUAGUGAGGUUCACAUGAAUUAAUCUGGUCAAGCAUUCAUCAAAGAUAAAAUGCAAUUUUGGUUGCUAAAUUGGUGAUACAGUUGUUUACAGAAGACAGGCUUGAAUUAACAUAAUUGUGCUCUUCAUCAUGGAGUCCUUGUGGAAGCUGUUGUAUUUACUGGAGCCUGCACCCAUUACGCUAAUAAUGACAGCUGUGGCUGUGACAUUUGGGUCUGCAUUUAGAGCUCUAAAUCAUGGGAAAGAAAUGGAGCGGAAUCGUGACUUAUCAGAAGCUUCUAUUACAUUGGACAAGUCCCAGGCACUAAUGAUCCCAAUAAUGAGCUCUUGCAGUUUGCUUUUAAUGUUUUACCUGUUUUCAUCUGUCUCUCAACUUCUCACUGCAUUCACAGCCAUUGCCUCUGUUUCAUCCCUAUUCUUCUGCCUCUCUCCUUGUGUUGCCUAUGUAAAGUCGCAUUAUGGCUUGGCAGAUCCAUUUGUGUCACGUUGUUGUUCAAAGUCAUUUACACGAAUCCAAGGCUUAUCGUUGUUGGCUUGCUCCAUUACAGUUGCAGCGUGGCUUGUUUCUGGGCAUUGGAUAUUGAACAACUUGUUGGGUAUUUCUAUUUGUAUCGCAUUUGUGAGUCAUGUGCGCCUUCCAAACAUCAAAAUAUGCGCAAUGCUACUUGCAUGCUUGUUUGUAUAUGACAUAUUCUGGGUGUUCUUCUCAGAGAGAUUUUUUGGUGCCAAUGUCAUGGUAUCAGUGGCAACACAACAAGCAUCAAAUCCUGUUCAUACAGUGGCCAAUAGUUUGAGUCUUCCUGGGUUGCAAUUGAUUACAAAGAAGCUUGAGUUGCCAGUGAAAAUAGUCUUCCCCAGAAAUCUGUUGGGUGGUGCAGUUCCUGGAGGAAAUACUGCAGACUUCAUGAUGCUUGGCCUUGGAGACAUGGCUAUUCCGGCCAUGCUUUUGGCAUUAAUCCUUUGUUUUGAUCAUCGAAAGAGCAGAGAUCCUGUAAGUCUCUUAGAUAUUCAUUCCUCAAAGGGACACAAAUACAUAUGGUAUGCCCUUUCUGGAUAUGCCAUUGGACUGGUAACUGCUUUGGCAGCUGGUGUUUUGACUCGCUCACCCCAACCUGCACUUCUUUAUCUGGUGCCGUCGACACUGGGACCUAUAAUCGUCAUCUCGUGGAUUAGGAGGGAACUAGCUGAGUUAUGGGAAGGAAGCAUGUCAAAUCUCAAUGAUAAAGCACGGCAAAUAGAAGUUUAAGCCAUUUAUCUUCGUGAGACAGAGCUACAGGGCGAAAUGGAAGCUGUAAAUUCACUUGGAAGUUCUAUCCUUUAAAUAUUUAUCUUUUGAUACCCAACUUGCUGUAUCAGUCCCUUUAAAUAUCCAGUAAUGAAAAGGAAAGGAAAUUUAUCUGAGAAAUCUGUCUUUAAUAUGAUGAAUUCCAUUUACAAGCAACGGUUAAUGCAUAGAAAUCAAAACUACUUUUAAUAACUGCUUCAA